Messenger RNA from Cuscuta europaea, 1818 nucleotides. The record is from the annotation of a GenBank genome assembly. NCBI's taxonomy places the organism in Eukaryota, Viridiplantae, Streptophyta, Magnoliopsida, Solanales, Convolvulaceae.
CUUAAAUACGCAUGCAUUAACUUAUUUCCUCCGUUUCUUGUGUUCAUACAAAGGUCUAUUUACGUACCUUGUAUGCAUUAAAUAGACGUCAGUCUGAAAGUCACAAGUAUAAUCAAAGUUUGGAUAUAGGGAAAAAAUCUUCCAUAUUUAGACCACCCAGAUUCUUGAGUAAUAUGCAUCCAUCUUCACAGUUGUAUUUUGGAACAUUCUUGAUUGCUGCUGUUGUUUGUACACGUUUUGUAUGCCAAGUAGUAGGUGCUGAAUCCCAUGAGGAUUAUCCAACCAUCUAUGUCGACUCUUCUGGCCAGGGAAAUUACCAGACAAUCCAAGCAGCAAUCGAUGCAGUUCCUGCUGACAACAAGGAUUGGAUAUGCAUUCAUAUCAAAGCCGGAACUUAUAGAGAACAGGUCAGGAUCCCGAGCGAGAAGCCAUAUUUAUAUCUAAAGGGAGAAUCACAGAGAAGAACGGUCGUAAUUUGGGACGAACAUGACAGCAUUCAGAAAGCCACCUUUUCUUGUGAUGCUGAGAAUAUACUCGUCAAAAGCAUCACUUUCAUUAAUUCUUACAACUAUCCGCCGGAAAACAACACGAACCCAAGAAGAGUGGCGGUGGCAGCAAAGUUAUCCGGCGAUAAAAUGGCGUUUCACCGGUGCGGGUUCAGGGGAAGGCAGGAUACGCUGUGGGACGAGCGUGGGCGUCACUACUUCAAAGGAUGCUCCAUUAGUGGAGCUGUAGAUUUCAUUUUUGGUAACGGCCAAUCCAUCUAUGAGAGUUGUUCUAUAUCAGUGGAGAGAGGUGCUGAAGAAGGGAUGAUUGGGUACAUCACAGCACAGGGGAGGCAGGACCCUGGAGAAAGCAGUGGGUUUGUAUUUAAGAAAUGUACUGUUCAUGGAUCUGGUGAAGCUUACUUGGGAAGGCCAUGGAGAGACUAUGCUAGAGUCAUCUUUUUCCAAACUUACAUGGAUAACAUGGUUGUCCCUCAGGGAUGGACAACCAGUUCUGACACUUCAUCCAAUUUGGAUAAGUUGACAUUUGCAGAGCAGGAGUGUAGUGGACCAGGGGCAAAAAGGUCAGGGCGAGUCAAGUGGGUAGCAGAACUGAGCGAGGAUGACUUGGAAAAAUUUACAAGUCUCUCUUACAUUAAUGAAGAUGGCUGGCUUAGUGGCCUUCCCCAAAAUAAGCUGUUUGUUUAAAAUUACCAGUAUAUACCAUCAUAAUCCUCCAUGCAUGGCAGUACUAUAUAUAUCAUAUAAAUGGCAGUAACAUAAAAAAUUCAAGAUUUUAUACGACAGAAAAUUUCGUGCAAAAUUCUUUUCAAUAUAUAUUAUUAGGGAAAUUUGCAAUUUUCAUCCCGUAAUUUUCAGACGUUUUCAUUAUUGGUCAUGUAACUUUAGUUACUUGCAAAUUUGGUCCUGUAACUAAUUAAUAUUUGCAAUUUAAGGACUUUUCCCCGGAAAAGUACACUUUCCGCGAUAGUAUACCGGAAAAGAUGUCGCAUGCGUCGGAUUUUUCUGCCGGAAAGUGUACUUUUCGGUGGAAAAGUCCUUGAAUAGCAAAGAUUUAUUAGUUACAGGACCAAAUUUGCAAGUGGUUAAAGUUAUAGGAUUAAUAAUGAUAACAGCGCGCUAAAAGUUACAAGACUAAUAUUGCAAAUAUCCCUAUAUUAUUACCAUAUUUUCACAUGGUUUAUGUAUGUUUUUGGUCUCUGCACAUGGCAUUUCUAGUUUCACAACUUGUCAUGUAUGUAAAAUAUUUUCUUUUUAGUGCCACUAUAGUUCUGGGCAAUCUUUAUUAACGAAAAAAUUAUUAUCUGCUGCG